AUGUGUAACCUGAUGACUGACCUCAACAUCAGCUGCCCCUCAAACUGGACAGAUCAAGGCACGACCACACAGCUUCCCACUUUCAACACAGCGGCCAAAGUGCGAGUCAUCAUCACCUUCAUCCUGUGUGGUGUAUCCGCCUUCUGUAACCUGGCCGUGCUGUGGGCCACAUACUCUGAUGGCAAACGCAAGUCUCAUGUCCAAGUGCUGAUCAUGAACCUGACUGUGGCAGAUCUGCUGGUGACCUUCAUAGUGAUGCCAGUGGAUGCUGUUUGGAACAUCACUGUCCAAUGGCUGGCUGGGGACAUUGCCUGCAGGCUCCUGAUGUUUUUUAAGUUGCAAGCUAUGUACUCAUGCGCCUUUGUGACUGUAGUGAUCAGUCUGGAUAGGCAGUCGGCCAUCCUCAACCCUUUGGCAAUCAACGAGGCUCGAAAGAGGAACCAAGCGAUGCUCACCGUAGCGUGGGGCAUGAGCUUAGUGCUGUCAGUGCCACAGUUGUUCAUCUUCCACAGUGUGACCAUCUGCCAUCCCAUGCAUUUCACUCAAUGCACCACGCGAGGGAGUUUUGGCCUCCAAUGGCACGAGACGGCCUACAACAUGUUCACCUUCUCCUGCUUGUUCCUCCUGCCGCUGGUCAUCAUGAUCACCUGUUACAGCCGGAUCUUCUGCGAAAUAUCCAAACGUUUGAAAAGAGACAACUUGCCACAAAAUGAGAUGCAUUUGCGGUGUUCCAAAAACAACAUUCCCCGAGCCCGGAUGAAGACUCUGAAGAUGAGUAUCGUCAUUGUGGUGUCAUUUAUUGUGUGCUGGACUCCGUACUAUCUGCUGGGGCUCUGGUACUGGUUCUGUCCUGAUGACCUUGAGGGAAAGGUGUCUCUGUCGCUGACGCACAUCCUCUUCAUGUUUGGCCUGGGAAAUGCUUGCCUCGAUCCCAUCAUCUACGGCCUCUUCACCAUCCACUUUAGGAAAGGACUCCGUCGGUUUUAUCACAAGGCCAUGGCACCAUCAGACACUGAGAAUAACACAGUAAUAACUGGAUCUUUUACAAGCAAUGUCAACUCAUUGCAACGGAAGAAGGAGGUAAGCCACAGCGCCAAGGAGAGCUUUGUCAUGUUAAGCAAAAAUUAUCUUCUGCAAAACAAUGCAGACACUAAUGAUGAGAGCAUCUUAUGA
Molecule: messenger RNA, 1173 nt
Organism: Knipowitschia caucasica
Lineage: Eukaryota; Metazoa; Chordata; Actinopteri; Gobiiformes; Gobiidae
Source: the annotation of a GenBank genome assembly